Phytophthora nicotianae INRA-310 is the source of this 771-nucleotide messenger RNA. RefSeq lists its product as hypothetical. The transcript has a single exon. NCBI's taxonomy places the organism in Eukaryota, Oomycota, Peronosporomycetes, Peronosporales, Peronosporaceae. The coding region runs from base 1 to 771 and encodes 256 amino acids. Gene Ontology annotation, molecular function: phosphatidylinositol binding. The record is from RefSeq and is a predicted model, not a curated record.
AUGAGAACGAGCACCUCCUCAGAGCCGCAGUUCAGCAAGACCCCACAUGGACCGCGACGUGAGUUUGUUAUCGAUGAUGUAUCGCAGCCGUCAGCUACAAGUCCGUGGUUCUAUCGUGUGAACGUGUCCGUUUUCCAAGAAGUGCAAAUGUCGACGUUUAUCGAUGACGACGUCAGCGAUGCCAGCUCUGAAGAUGGCAGGCUGAGCGGUUCCUUGUUGGCGGCCACCGACGUGGAGCACUACUCCAUUCUACGACGCUACAGCGAUUUCUUGCAGUUGUACGAGCAGAUUCGCGACUUGAUUAUUGGCAUGGAGUGCAGUACAAACAGCAUUCCUCCAUUCCCAGCUAAGGAAUUCGUUUCUCCAGCACUGAAAAGUAUGUUGCGGCGUACAUCUUCUUCGAAGGUUGUUCUGGAUGAUCGGAGCGCCAAGUUCCAGGUAUUGCUGCAGUGGAUCGAGAACCACCCGGUAGCCAGAAACUGUGACGCAUUCGUCGAUUUUAUCGGAAAACCACCACAGUCACACCAUGGAUAUGUCAGCCUUAAGGAGUAUACACCACCUGACUGGCUAUCCUCGCUACAGCAAACGACGCAGGGGGUGGAAAGCCGUAGACGUCGAUAUUCCAUGAGCAACCUCACUGUUCAAUCUCGACGACAGCGAUCGAUUUCUGAAGUGUCCGGUGGUUUGGCAAGUUUUCAACAUUUCGAGGCUGUCAAGCAAUUGUCAUCCAUGCGUGGAGAGUACAAGUUAGAGGAUCGCUUCUCUAUGUAG